AUGGUCAUGGCGACUUUAUUACACACAACUUCCGGCCACUCGGUGUUACGGAAAGAACAUGGCAUGAAUGAAGUGGAUACACGUCGACUAAGCGGAGGUGGCGGUGAUCCAAGCAAAACCGUACCAUUUAGUUCAUGGAGUAAUACUAUCAAAACACUUCAAUAUGUCUUGGCAUUUCUUGUCGUCCUCGUGGCUGCACACCCUCUUGGACUCUUUUUUCCGAGAUUCUUCAAGCUACCGCUCAUUACGGGCUAUCUCUUCAUUGGCAUUCUCGCCGGUCCAUUUGUCUCCAACUUGCUCUCAGCGGAACUUGUGGCAAUGCUAUCGAGCUACGUGAGUGCUUUGGCACUGUCAUUCAUCUCAUUCCAGGCAGGUCAAGAAAUCUACUUACCCGAGCUACGCCCGCAACUCAGGUCGAUCAUGCUUCUUCUCGGUGUGCUGUACGUGACGGCCAUGAUCAUUGUGACUUCCAUGAUGAUGCUCACUGAGAACGCCUUUUUCUAUAGCGAUAUGGGAUUGGUGUGUCAAUUGGGUAUUGCGCUCAUGUUUGGAUCGAUUUCCGUGUUGGGGUCGCCGGCUACGGUCAUGGCGAUUAAGAUUGAGCUAAACAGUGUUGGCCCAUUCACGAGUCUGAUGUUGGGUGCGACCAUGACUGCGGAGUUCAUCGUGCUCAUUUCGUUCUCUAUAGCACGUAUCGUAACUUCCAUCUACUGUGCAAAGCUGAAUGUAUCGAUGCUGAACCUGCUGUUUACAAUGAGUAUUGUGGGGUCCAAUGUAUUGGUAGGUCUUCUCAUUGGUGGCGUGAUUAUCUUAAUAUUCAAGAUUCCUGGAGGUGGGUUGCAUCACGAUGAGCAUGACGAUCAUCACGGAGCGGCAAGACAUAGUACGGAAUCAUACCAAGGUCAGAAAACUGAUGAAAAGGUUGCUCCUACGAAUCCUGACAUGGAUCCACAUCCACGGUUGGAUGAACACAUGCACGAACCUCCUGGGUUUCUGACUCCGGAGAGAUCACUGUCACUCAAGGGCUUUAUUUGGCUAUCAAUGGGCUACUUCUUCUACAUUUCAAGCUCCCUAUUUGCUGAAAUCACUGUCGCAGCAUUCGGACUGUCGUGGGAGAUCAAGUUUGAAGCGCUUCUUGUUCUUAUGAUUGCUUCAUGUCUUGCUGGACACCAAACGGCUAUUCGUCACGACAUGCACGUGAUUCUUGACACCACUGCACCUUACAUGUUCCUGCCAUUCUUUGUUAUGACGGGUGCAGGGUUGAAGCUAGACCAGGUCAUGGCAGCCGUUCCACUAAUGAGCAUGUAUGUGAUUUUGCGAUAUGUCGCAAUUUUUAUCGCGUGCUACUUUGGUGGUCGCUACAUCCUGAAACUCACACCAAGCCAAUACAACAAUCUGUGGCUAACAAUGACGCCACAGGCUGGUGUGGCACUUGGUCUGGCCAACGAGGUGAAGGCUAUGAGUGAUCAAUCCUGGGCCGCGGAAUUUUCGGCGACAAUUGUGGCAGCUGUGGUGGUAAACCAGAUCAUUGGCCCUGUGUUGUGUGCGAUGGGCCUAGGACGUGCCGGUGAGACAUUGAAGGAUCGCAUGGUGAAUCUAGAUACACCCAAGGAUGAGAAGGAUGAGUUUGAUAGCCCGGACAAGGACUUUCGAGGAAGCCGCUUAAGCGUAGCUCAAGGUGGUGGCUUUGGCAGCAGUAUGUACGGUGGUGGUGUUAGCAGAUUAAGUCACGUUGAUGGUAGCCGAAUGGGCGCAUCGGCUAUGACGAUGGGCAAUGGAGACCCCCAAACGUUUAUGCCGUUUUACAAGGUUCAAAAUGCAGUUGUCAUCGGAGACGACGAAGCGGCCUUCGAGAUUGCACUCCAACUGUCGCUCUAUGGUGCGCAUGUCAAUGUGCCUCUAUUGGAUGAAGAACGCACGAGUAAGUGGCGGAAGAUGAAUGAUACCAUUCUAAAGCGUGCCACCCAGGGUGACCUCAUUUCAUACAAGAACACACUUAAGGGCCGUGACACCGCGCAGGCCAUGUCAUCGGCCGAUGUGCUUAUUAUGACGGGUGAUGCGAACCGUACACGCGACAAUGUGCAAUUGUUAAAGUCUCUGUUGGGCGAAUCGCACCCACGCAUGAUUGCGUUUGUGCCGGAUUCAAAGUUCAGCAAGGAGAUGAAGGCACAAGGUGUUUUAGUUAUUCAGCCAUCGAUUGCUCUGGCCAAUAUUGCAACACGUAUGGCACUCCUGGAAUCAAAGAUGGCAGAGGCAUUAUCAAACGAGAUCAGUACGACAAGUGACUUCAGCAUAGCGUCAUACUUCUUACGUGACGGUCGCGAUUUGUCUGAAAUGCGUUUCGAUGGACGUCGUUUGGCGUUAGGCCGAAAUGUGGUGAACCACCAUUCGGUGGAUUACGAUCGUCUUGCAGAGGCACUUGUUACCGAAAAACUGCCAUUGCCUCCUCCACCAUCACGUGUUGCAAUGUUCGGUACAUCGUCGGCUUCUGGGUUUGAUCCAUUUGAACGUGAGAGGGGUGGAUCUGAGUUUUUCCUUCGCCAUGAUGAACGUGACCACACCGAGGAGAUUGUAGUGGACGCACACCACGGUCCAUACUCGUCGCGCGGCACUAGCUCACAAGUUAAUAUUCAACGAGCAUCGAGUCAAUUUGGAUCAAGUCGUGUGCAAGUGGGUGGUGGUGGUCGUGGAAAACGUCCUGCUGGACGUACCAAGCCUCGAUUGUAA
Peronospora belbahrii is the source of this 2727-nucleotide messenger RNA. Lineage: Eukaryota; Oomycota; Peronosporomycetes; Peronosporales; Peronosporaceae. The record is from the annotation of a GenBank genome assembly.